AUGACCAACGCGGCAGAAGCAGAAGCUGCGGCAGCAGCAACAGGGCCUAGUCCCCUUGGCCAGUGGCCAUGGAAACUCCCGGAUUCCCCAGAUCCUUCCUUAUGGUCUGCUCAGGGGGAAGAACUGGAGCGUUUGUGUCUGGUAGAGAGGCAGACACAUGCGAGACUUAAGAACCUGCGGUCUCUGCACACACCUGAGAUCCAAGGUGACCUCGGGAGAGCAGCAGCAGAGCUCCUCAAACCCCAGUGCAAAACGAUUGCUAUUCUCGUCGGAAGCUGCACAAAUACGAACAUGUGGCCUCCCACUGACACUGAUGGGCCAGGGGGGGCGUGUGCUCUCGCAGCAGCCCUUUGGAGGCUGCACAAACGCGUAAUUAUCCCCGCUAAUCUCAACCGAGGAGCCCUCAGUCCCCUAGUAGAAAGACGUGAAAAGCGUCGAGGAAACUUUGCAACGCGAGUUCACACUAAAGAGGAUAGCGCCUUUCAACUUCAAGCCCAAUAUUUGGUCGCAGACGAAGUAAACGCACCCCAAGUGGUGCCAGCAGUAGAGGCUAGCCUUGUGUGGGCUCUUCAUCGGCAGGCAACGGAGGAAUGCGAUAAAGUAAGCCGUCCUUCUGGAUUGAGGCCUGGUCGCGGCAAGGAGGGCGAGUACUGGAGUCCUAGCUUGACGAGCACCACGCUGUGGCAGGCAGACUUCUCUCUGCUCUUCGAGUGGGCAGCUGAGCCAAAUGUCGCCCAAAAGACUACAACCACCACCAUCGGAUGCUUGGGUACUCCCAAUCUCACCCCAAAGCUCGAACUGCCGUCCAAAGAAACGGCGACUUGCCGAUACUGUCUCUCUUGCAGAGGCAGACCUCCACAGCCUAAGCACUUGAGCCCCAGCUAUAAAAUCAAUGCAGCACACCCCCUGGCUGUAAAAUUAGUGCAGCACACCCCCAGGAACGAACUCGGAAUGGGGCGCAUAAAGGAGGCCGUGAAGGAGAAUGUUGAGGACGGCGAGUGGCUCGCCAAUGAUGCGCCCGCUGACUACACCAUCAUCGCGACAACUGCGAACUAUGGCGCGUACGGCCUCACCACGAUCUAUGAAUUUAAGCCGCGCUUGUCGAAGCCGCAUGCAGCAGCAGAGGCCGUAACGGAGAGGCCUCAACAGCGUUUCUGCAUAUGGGCUCUUGGUGUAACGGCAGCCCCUGCAGUGCCAGAAGCCGCAGCACUUUAG
Molecule: messenger RNA, 1215 nt
Organism: Cyclospora cayetanensis
Lineage: Eukaryota; Apicomplexa; Conoidasida; Eucoccidiorida; Eimeriidae
Exons: 6
Coding region: 1-1215 (404 amino acids)
Biological process (GO): glutamate metabolic process
Molecular function (GO): D-glutamate cyclase activity
Source: RefSeq, a predicted model, not a curated record